AUGACGCUCGAGGGCGGGAUCGAGUUGAACCGGUUGGGACGGAGCCGCAGUUCGGCAGGGGCAAGCAGCUUUACGGUCCACGGACCGAGCCAUGCAGCGUCGGUCUCGGAUUUCGACCGCACCGCGGCUCCGGCUUCCGGCCGUGCGGGCCGAUUCAUCGACUCCUUCCGCCGCCAGGACGGAACCAGCGCCAGCUUUGCUCCUCGUGCCACGCAUGAGGAUGUCAACGAUGGCGGACAUGGCACGUUCGGACGGACUACCGGCGGGAUUGCGCCCGUCCGCGAACAUCAGGGACAGCGGUACUACGACCUGCAAGCAGCCAACGCCAAAACGGCGAGCACCCUUCUAGCACGCGAGCUUAAGGGACGGCACCUGCAGAUGAUAGCUAUCGGGGGGUCGAUCGGGACCGGGCUGUUUGUUGCGUCUGGCAAGGCACUGAGCCAGGGAGGCCCGGGGUCAGUGUUGCUCGCCUAUAUGAUCAUUGGUGCCAUGUUGUGGUGCACCAUGCAGGCACUCGGUGAAAUGGCGGUGGUGUUCCCCGUGGCCGGGUCGUUCUCUGCGUUCUCAACCAGAUUCCUGGAUCCGUCAUGGGGCUUUGCGAUGGGCUGGAAUUAUGCGAUGCAAUGGACCGUUGUCCUCCCGUUGGAGAUCAUCGCUGGCGCCUUGACAAUAGGGUACUGGAACCCAGACGUGCCGAAAGCCAUCUUUGUCACCCUGUUCCUUGUUGUCAUCGUCGCAAUCAACCUAUUAGGAAUUCGGGGCUAUGGAGAGGCCGAGUUCAUAUUCGCCAUUGUGAAGGUCACGGCUGUCAUCGCGUUCAUCCUCUUAGGGAUCGUGAUCAACAUUGGUGGCACUCCAACAGGCGGCUACAUAGGGGGCACAUACUGGCAAGACCCCGGCGCCUUCAACAACGGUUUUAAAGGCCUCUGUGGCGUCUUUGUGACCGCAGCCUUCGCCUUCGCGGGAACCGAACUUGUCGGUCUGGCAGCCGCCGAAACCGCCAACCCGCGCAAGUCCCUCCCGACGGCCAUUAAGCAAGUGUUCUGGCGCAUCACGCUCUUCUACAUCGUCUCGCUCACCCUCGUUGGCCUGCUGGUCCCCUACACUGAACCGCGUCUGCUCGGAGCCACCAACAUCGCCGACGCCACGGCCAGCCCCUUCGUGAUCGCGAUCGAGAGCGCCGGCGCGACCAUCCUGCCCAGCGUCAUGAACGGCGUCAUCCUCGUGUCGGUCAUCUCGGUCGGCAACUCGUCCGUCUUCGGCGCCUCGCGCACCCUGGCCGCGCUGGCCGAGCAGGGCCAGGCGCCCAAGAUCUUGGCCUACGUCGACCGCCGCGGCCGCCCGCUCGUCGCCCUCCUGGCCGUGUCGAGCGCCGGCCUGCUGGCCUACCUCGUCAACUUCCGCCACCACAGCCGCGUCUUCGACUGGCUGCUGGCCGUCAGCGGCCUGAGCACCGUCUUUACCUGGGCGAGCACCUGCCUCGCGCACAUCCGGCUGCGCCGGGCGUGGGCGUAUCGCCACCGGCGCGUGUCGGACAUGGCGUUUCGUGCCCAGGCGGGAGUGGCUGGGAGCUGGAUCGGGCUGGGUUGCAAUCUGUUUGUUUUGGCGUCGCAGUUAUGGGUGGCUGUUUCGCCGCUACCGCUGCAUGGUGGCGAGAAACCGCAGAGUGCGGCUGAUUUGGCGCAGAACUUUUUUGUAGAUUGUCUGGCGCUCCCGGUGGUGUUGGUGUUUUACCUGGGACAUAAGCUCUGGUUUAGGACGAGCUUUGUGAAGGUGGAAGAGAUGGAUAUCGAUACCGGGCGCAGAGACUUUGGCAGGCUGGGCAUCAUCAAGGCCCAGGAGGAUGAAGAGCGGCAGACAUGGCCUAAGUGGAAGAGGCUAUAUAGGUAUAUCUGCUGA
This is a messenger RNA of Chaetomium strumarium, 1899 nucleotides long. RefSeq names its product amino acid permease-domain-containing protein. NCBI's taxonomy places the organism in Eukaryota, Fungi, Ascomycota, Sordariomycetes, Sordariales, Chaetomiaceae. The record is from RefSeq and is a predicted model, not a curated record. Gene Ontology annotation, molecular function: amino acid transmembrane transporter activity. The coding region runs from base 1 to 1899 and encodes 632 amino acids. The transcript is spliced from 3 exons. Gene Ontology annotation, biological process: amino acid transmembrane transport. Gene Ontology annotation, cellular component: membrane.